Molecule: messenger RNA, 3115 nt
Organism: Zophobas morio
Lineage: Eukaryota; Metazoa; Arthropoda; Insecta; Coleoptera; Tenebrionidae
Product: cytochrome P450 9e2-like
Exons: 4
Coding region: 211-1800 (529 amino acids)
Molecular function (GO): iron ion binding; heme binding; oxidoreductase activity, acting on paired donors, with incorporation or reduction of molecular oxygen
Source: RefSeq, a predicted model, not a curated record
UUAUAAUGUGUUUGGUUUGUUGUCGGCAUGUAGCGUCGCGUCGUAUCUAUUCGCUUUUAAAUGUUCAACACGAUCAGUAAAUCUAUCAAGGACAACACUCACUAAUAACUGGUUACUUUAAUAUUGUACGACACAGUGCGUUGUUUGGUGAAGAUAAAAUAUAAAAACUGUAGAUUUUGUUUUGGUUGGUGUUACAUAAUUUUUUUAAAAAUGUGGAUAUUUAUUGUCACUGGGGUACUAAUGGUACUUGGCUACUGGAUACUGAACCGGCGUCAGAACCACUGGACUAGGAAAGGUGUACCACAAUUAAAACCAACCUUUAUCUUUGGAAACUUCGGGCCUCUAGUUUUUCGCAAACUAUCGCCUCCUGAACUUGUACAAAAAAUGUACGACUCGGGCCAGGAUCAAAGGUACUUCGGCAUAUACCAAUUUCUUCGUCCAGGUCUUAUGUUAAGAGAUCCAGAACUCAUCAAACAAAUUACAGUCAAAGAUUUUGAACAUUUUUUGGACCAUGUUGGUUUCAUAGAUCCCGAAGUCGACCCUCUUUUUGGUAAAAAUUUGUUUGCGCUUCGUGGGAUGCAAUGGAGGGAGAUGAGAUCCACUCUUAGUCCAACUUUUACCAGUAGUAAAAUGAAGUACAUGUUUUCUUUAAUGUCACAAAAUGGAGAACACUUUGUAAAACACUUCCUUCAAAAAAAUGAAGAUGUAAUUGAAGUAGAAAUGAGAGACAUUGCUUCAAGGUUUGCAAAUGACGUUAUAGCUAAUACUGUGUUUGGUUUUGAAUGUGACUCCCUUAAAGAAACCAAUAACGAAUUUUAUACCAUGGGAAAACUUGCUACUGAUUUCACAAAUUUACGAACAGUUUUGGUGUUCAUGGGGAACGUCCUACUGCCCAAAAUACUAAAAUUUUUCAAAGUUACUUUCUUUCCUAAAAAAAUGACGAGCUUUUUUGGACGAAUAAUCAAAGAGAAUAUUGAAAGUAGAGAAAAAUACGGUGUCAAACGAUCUGAUAUGAUUGGAUUGUUACUUGAAGCUAGAAAAAAUAAACACAACGACGACGAACUCAGUAGCUUACCGGACACUGGUUUUGCUACAGUUCAGGAGUCAGAAAUUGGUAAAAAUCAAAAGCUGAGGAAGUGUGAAAUAACGGAUGAAGACAUUACUGCUCAGGCUUUCGUAUUCUUCUUUGCUGGAUUUGAUUCUGUUUCUACCCUUAUGUGCUUCAUAGCGUAUGAAUUAGCACUCAACCAAGAAAUACAAGAGAAGCUUAGGAACGAAGUAGACGCUACGAACGAAAAAUGUAGUGGACCAAACACGUAUGAAGCUUUAAUUACUAUGAAAUACAUGGAUAUGGUCGUAUCAGAAACCUUGAGAAAAUGGCCAAAUGCCGUAGGUACUGACAGAAUCUGUACUAAAUCUUACACGAUCGAGCCAAAAACGCCAAAUGAGAAACCAGUUCAUUUAGACAAAGGUGAUAUGAUAUUUAUACCGGUGUUUGGAAUUCAAAGAGAUCCACAAUACUAUCCAGAGCCAGAACGCUUCGAUCCCGAACGCUUCAAUGACGAGAACAAACAUAAAAUCAAACCGUAUACAUUCUUCCCUUUUGGAACAGGACCACGAAAUUGCAUUGGCUCGAGAUUUGCUUUAAUGGAAGUUAAGCUUCUGUUUUACAAUAUUUUGUCAAAUUUUGAAAUAAUUCCAAUUGAGAAAACACAAAUUCCGAUUCGCUUCAAUAGAAAAUCCAUAAAUAUGGCAUCUGAGAAAGGUUUUUGGCUAGGACUUCAACGUCGCGUAAAGUAACUGACACAUUUGAUGAUUUUUGUGUCAAAAAAUUGUAUUACUGUCAACAUAAAUUAAUAGUAAGUGUGUGUAUAAUAUUAUAAAACAAAAAAAUUGCAUUUAAUAUAUUUAACAUCUACCAAUACAGAUUAAGAAUGCUUCGUAAAUGGAGAGUGAAUAAAACUGAAUCAUGACUUGCUUACAAAUUUGACACGAUAUUUUUGUUGUAGUUAAUAACUGCAACAGUGCACGAUCCGUUGACUAAUUUCAUAUUUAAUAUUUAUGUUGCUGCAACUACUAUUUGAUACUUUUAAUAGUACCUAAUUUUUAUUCCACGAUGACAGUACAGGCUGAGUCAGUUAAAAGGGACAUCUCGAAUAACUUUUUUAUUUAUUAACCGAUAAUAUUAAAUUUGUAAAAGGAGAAUAGCAGCCUGCGUAAAAAAGUAUACUGCAGGAAUACCAUUUAUUUUUGAAAUUUUGUUUUUUUUUAUAUAUAAAAAAAUGUCAAAAAUUAGCUUAAUUAGCUUCACUAUUUAAUAUUCGUAAAUUACUGCAAUUGUUCGUACAAACAUUAAUUAAUUUUCUGACCAAUGUAAAAUUUGGUAAAAUGUUGGAUUGGAUUGUUUAGAAAAGCAUAACAAAUGAAAUAAAGUCUCAAAAAUAGUAAAAACGUGUUUAGAAAACAACGCGCAGAAAAUGCUGUAAGAAAAUAUUAUUUUACAAAAGUAAAUAAAACGCAUCUGAAAUAAUAAAUAUUGAACUUGGAAGAGUAUUUUUUUCAAUUUUACAAUAAAAUAAAAAUUUGGAUAAAUUAAAAAAAAUGUGACGAUUGGUUUAUAAUUAUUGAGCUUACUCUCAAUUAUUUCAUGUUAAUAAAGUGAUGCAUACAUAGAACCCAUUCGUCGUUAUUUAUAAACUAAACUCCAUUAACAUUGGUUCUCUUCGAAGUGCCCCUUUUUAGCUGACUCAUCGUGUAGUUAAUAGCAUUUAUAUAACUAUUAAGAAUGACUGAAAAAUAACCCUUAACCUUAAGAUUUAUCUGACGAUUUUUCUAAUAUCUGUACACAUUUUUUAAUUUUGUAAAAAUAUUUUAUAUGAGAGAGACAAUUGUUUGGAUGUUGUGAUAUUUAAUGUUAGUUAAUUAGUUAGACCUAGAUUUUUCCAAAGAUGAAAGUGAAAGAUGAACAAAAGAGUCCUUGCUCGUCUAACCUUGGUGAUCUAAAACUGUUAAAACUACUUGUUAGAGCUGAAUUCUGAAGUCCAAAUAAUUUUAGUAGAACUUUUGUAAUCUUCUGUAGCAGGAAAACCAAAAAUAAAGUAUCUUUUGCAUUGCC